AUGCGAUGGUUAAAUCAACUGAUUGACUCCCCGGUGCUACAACCGGCACUUCUCAACCUCGCUGCAAAGAUCCAGGACACAGAGGAAACCUCGAAUGGUUGUGUGCAGGUAACUGGGAAGGACGAACGGUUUCGUCCACAGAUUGAUCGGCGUUUACGAGAGCAGGCCCGCCCGCAAUUUCCGGAGCUCCCAGAACGAUUCGCCCCUUACCAUAUUAGCUUAGCAUGUGCUGGCCGGCACGUUCCCACCACAAAUCUACCGGCGUACCCGGCAGAGCUGCGUAAGGUGAAAGAGAAGCGUUCGGCUCGAGCAAGCCUAGGGAAUGAGAAGGAUGCAUGCUGGGUCACAUCACACCUCUGUCAUAACCGCCGCUGCAUCAAUCCGGAUCACCUUGAAUGGGAACCAUCGUGGAUGAACCGACUCCGGGACAACUGUCCGGGAGGGGACGCAUGUGUCUACCGUCCUCGCCUGUGCCUGGCUCCUCAUCGCCAUCCAGAAGAGCUGGUUGACUGGACGAAAUACUGGCACGUUGAGCCUUGA
This is a messenger RNA of Penicillium alfredii, 540 nucleotides long. RefSeq lists its product as uncharacterized. Lineage: Eukaryota; Fungi; Ascomycota; Eurotiomycetes; Eurotiales; Aspergillaceae. Bases 1 to 540 code for a protein of 179 amino acids. Gene Ontology annotation, molecular function: endonuclease activity. The record is from RefSeq and is a predicted model, not a curated record. The transcript has a single exon.